This is a messenger RNA of Octopus sinensis (East Asian common octopus), 1358 nucleotides long. RefSeq lists its product as uncharacterized. Bases 30 to 1202 code for a protein of 390 amino acids. The transcript is spliced from 3 exons. Lineage: Eukaryota; Metazoa; Mollusca; Cephalopoda; Octopoda; Octopodidae. The record is from RefSeq and is a predicted model, not a curated record.
UCAUAGAAAUUUGUCCGGUGAAAUUUCCAAUGGAAUUGCGUUCCAGUUUACAGAAGAACUUCACGAUAUGGAUUAUCUUCUGUUUCCUACUGCUAACUGUAGUAGGUAUGGUUGUGUUACAGCAUAUGCAUUUCACAACAUCCUCUCCGACUGAAGUCACUCAGAUCUACCGAUUAUUGGAAAACCACAUUAAGCAAUACCAGGAGAUAAUUGAACUUCAAAUAAAAAAAGAAUUUGAAUCAAUACUACAAAAGUACGCAAUUGAAGUGAAAAAAAAAACCGAGAUGACUCCAAACAGAACAAAAUACCUUAUUUAUAAAUGUGCUGGCGGAAUCGGUGCCGUUCAUUGUAGCGGUUGGGGUAAUCGCUUAGUUGGCAUUCUGUCGACGUAUAUGUUAUCAAUGGCAACAGACAGGACAUUCGGCAUUAUUAUGACAAACCCUUGUCCACUAACUGAAACCUUGGUACCGAAUGAUUACAGGUGGAAUUUUUCAAUGUCCGCGUUUGGAAAUAUGUCUUCGAUAUCGAUUGAUGUUCGGAAUAAUAAUGGAUUUACAAACAGUCUUGCUACAAUUGAUUUCAAUGCCAGAUAUCCACAAGAUGUAGUUUUCAUUGCUGCUAACCAAGAUUAUCUUCACCUACUCCAACGUAAUGGAUUAUAUAAGAAGAAAAUCCCUCCUUGGAGUAGAGGUGAAAUGUAUGUAAAGGUGUUUCAAUCUUUGUUUAAAUUGAGUCCAAUUGCUCAGGUAGAACUUGACACUUUCCUGAAAAAAGCCAGACCAAACCCAGAAACGAAACUAAUUUGUGCUCAAAUAAGAAUUGGUAAAAAUCCUACUAUACCGUGGGAUAAUCGUGUUAUUACGCCACCAAAAUUGGUUGAUGUCAUAUGGAAGUUUUUGAAUGAAACAGGAAACAAUGCGAGAAUUUUUGUGACUGCAGAUUCAGAAAACAUACGACGAUUGGCAAAAACUUAUUACGGCAAAAGAUCUGUUGAUACGGCAGGACCUAUAAUACAUAUGGAUAAGCCUUACAGAUACAAUAAAUCAGAGGUUUGUGAGGGUGUACGGAAGUUAAUUCUGGACCAAUUUGUCCUUAUUAAAUGUGAUACAAUAGUAAUUAGCACAAGUUCUUAUGCGCGUAUUCCUGCUAUGAUUCAUGGACCUAAAAACCGUUUUUUCUUUAUCAAUGGCAAGAUAAAAUAAACGUAACAAAAUAUAUUGGUAUGUCAUUUGACUGCGGCCAUGCUGGAGCACCGCCUUUUAGUCGAGCAACUCAACCCCGGGACUUAUUCUUUUUGUAAGCCCAGUACUUAUUCUAUCGGUCUCUUUUGCCAAACCGCUAAGUGACGGGGACGUAAA